Caenorhabditis sp. 36 PRJEB53466 is the source of this 942-nucleotide messenger RNA. The record is from the annotation of a GenBank genome assembly. NCBI's taxonomy places the organism in Eukaryota, Metazoa, Nematoda, Chromadorea, Rhabditida, Rhabditidae.
AUGUUGGCCACGGGUGGAUCUAUCGCAAGAAGGCUAAUACACUCGUCUUGCCGACUGGCCUGCGAAGGGAAAACCAAAGAAGUUCCCACUCCAGAAGAAGUAAGCGUUCUCAAUCAAAUCGUUUUCUGAUUUACAUUUAAAGGCUGGAUACGCGUACAACCAUGUGGAUCGGAAAAAAGGAAUGUACAAACCAACGCACAGCAUCUCCGAGCAGAUUGCAUACAUGAAAAGCAAAGGUUCGGAUGCAGCUCCACUUAAAUAGAAAAGAUGAGGGGAUUUCAGCAUACGCGGAAGCAUACAAGGGUCUGCCGAUCUACAGAUGGUACAAGAGAAACAUCAAAGUGAGAAAAUGACUGAAGCUUUUGAGAUAAUCGAAUGAAUAUUCAGGGUCAAUCAAAACUUCAACCGCCACCAAGACUGUUCUGUAUCGACAAGCACGGCCGAUUUAAUUUGAAUCACGCUUGCCCUGUAAGACUUCGAAACUCCAUUUUCUCAAAUAUUCACUCAUUCUUAGGUCUGCCGUGACGAAUAUCUGUACUUUGACUAUCGCAAUCCAUCGCUCAUCGAGCAGUUCCUGGCCGAUGGAACCGAUCAACCAAUCGACAUUCUGAAGAGUGGAUUGUGUCGUGAACAGUUCACUCUGCUCAAAGCACAACUUUUGAAAGCAAGAGAACAUGGUAAAUAAUCAGAAGUGUAUUACAUCGAAACUUUUUUUAUUCAGGAACAAUCACGUUCGGAGUGGAAUUCCGCAACUUCGAUUAUCGUCAAUACUACAAAAGUUGGACGGAAGAGCCCGGAAAGCCAGUGGAGCGAGCAGGAGUGCGUCUGCAGGACAUCCAUCCGGAUCCGCUCGUGCACUUCCCGACGUUCAAGAACGAUAAAAACAACGAUUGGGACGAGUGGUGGAUCAGACAUGACAAGUUCGCGAGGAAAGCCAAGUGA